Molecule: messenger RNA, 598 nt
Organism: Aphidius gifuensis
Lineage: Eukaryota; Metazoa; Arthropoda; Insecta; Hymenoptera; Braconidae
Product: protein FAM136A-like
Exons: 3
Coding region: 101-529 (142 amino acids)
Cellular component (GO): cytoplasm
Source: RefSeq, a predicted model, not a curated record
GAGAGAAAAAAAAUUAUUACACUGCUACACAUUAUUAUUAAAUUAUUAUCCAAUUAAUUAGUUUUUUUGUAAGAUAAAAGUAUUAUAAUAUUUUGUAAAAAUGGUUGAAGAACAAAGAAAACGUGUUGAAGAUGCAAUGUCAAAAAUUGUUGAAGACAUUGAUAAAUCACAUUUAAGAAAAAUUCAAGGUGAUAUGCAUAGAUGUGCAGCAAAAUGUUGUGAUAAUAAAUCAUACAAUUCACAAAAAGUACAAAGUUGUGUUGAAAAUUGUAGUGGUCCAUUGAACAGAGCUCAACAAUAUAUUCAAACUGAAUUUGAACGUGCUCAGAAUCGUUUGCAAAGAUGUGUCAUGGAAUGUAACGAUUCAAUUCGUGAUAAAAUGGGUCCAAAUCCAUCACAAGAUGAGGUCAACAGUUUGAGUGAAGAUUUUGAAAAAUGUGCAACAAAAUGUGUUGAUACAUAUGUUGGUUUACUUCCAGCUCUUCAAUCAGCAAUGAAAAAAGCACUUCAAAGUGAUAAAUUUAAUUAAAAUAAUUGUUGAUUAAUAUAUUAAAAAUUAAUUUCAAUUUUUAGACUUGCUUUUUGAUGAUAAUUAAAA